AUGAAUUUAUCUGAAAAAAUGGAAUCUCAAAAGAAAUUUAAUGAAAACAAUAACACUAUUUUAAUAACAACCAGUGGAAACAUGAUUGGAAUAGAUUUUAAAAAUUGCAAUGCCAUACUACAUCAUGCAAUUCCGACAUCAAUAGCAGAUUAUGUACAAGAUAUAGGGCGUUUAAGUAGAAAAGGGGAAAUGGCAUUUGCUCUAUUGUAUACAACUAGUUCAACAAUAUUAUCAUUAAAAAAAAUUCUUGCACAAACAUCAACGGAUAGAAUGAUAAGAAGAAGUAGAUGCAAUAGUAUUACAUCAAAUGCACCUAUUUAUAAUAAUGAUAAUAAUAAUCAUGCAAUUACAUCACCUACAUUUAAUCAAAAAUCUUCUUUAACUGAAAUGAAUACAAACGAUGAUGUUUUUGAUAGUUUAAAUGAAGAAACAAAAUAUAUAUUAAAAAUGCUAAAAAAAGAAAAUUUUAACAUAUUAAUUAAACUUUUUAUUAAAAUAUUUCAUAUUCGAAUUUCUUAA
Messenger RNA from Strongyloides ratti, 519 nucleotides. RefSeq names its product Helicase, C-terminal domain and P-loop containing nucleoside triphosphate hydrolase domain-containing protein. The coding region runs from base 1 to 519 and encodes 172 amino acids. The record is from RefSeq and is a predicted model, not a curated record. Lineage: Eukaryota; Metazoa; Nematoda; Chromadorea; Rhabditida; Strongyloididae. The transcript has a single exon.